GUCAUUCCCCUAUCGCCAAUUUACAAACCUCCAGUUUCUACAAUGAAGCACGGACGCUCCUCUUUGCCUACACCUACAUCAACAAACUCAUUUUGGCACACGGAGCCGAAUGAGUUUCUGUUGGGUCACCAAACAACUGCAGAGCUGCCCGAAGAAGCCGAUAUCGUGAUUGUAGGCAGCGGUAUUUCAGGUGCCAACGCAGCGAGAUAUCUUAUUGAAGAUGGAAGGGCAGACGGUUUGAAGAUUGUUAUGCUGGAAGCAAGAGAAGCAUGCUGGGGUGCCACGGGACGGAACGGCGGCCAUUGUCAACCGCUUCUCUUUGACCGUGGUCCUGACGUAGCAGAUUUCGAACUGCAGAAUGUAUCUGCCGUCAAAUCGUACAUUGAAAAACACUCUGUUCCUUGCGAAUGGCGCUCUGUGACUGGCUGUCGCAGCUUCUGGACAGCAGAAACAAUGGAAGCAGCUGAAAAGGAAGUCGCGCGCUUGCAUUCAGCGGCACCAGAAAUUGGCAAGCUCGUCACUAUUGUCAAAGACAAAGAGGAGAUGGAAAAACAUCGCGUCAAUCCGGCUGCCAAAGGCAUUACGUUAUCUCAGAACGCAGCGAGCUUGUGGCCCUACAAACUUGUUACCUUCAUCUUGGAACAGCUAGUCAAAGAAGGGAAACUAAACCUUCAAACCAAGACGCCCGUAACAGAGAUCACAUCCUCGGACAACAGCCAUACAAUCCAUACACCACGAGGCAAAAUCACCUCUCCGACCGUCAUCCUCGCCACAAAUGGCUACACCUCUGCCCUCCUCCCUCAAUUCGCAGAUCUCAUUGUCCCUGUGCGAGCUCAAAUGAGCGCAUUAAUCCCACCAGCCAACUCCACCAUUCUUCCAGAUUCCCACGGCAUGGUAGGCGCACCUGGCCAGCCCUUCUGGAACGACGACUACCUCAUCCAACGGCCGUACUCAGACGUCCCCAACCCCGCGGGGCAUCUCAUGUUCGGCGGCGGCCGCGGAGACGGAGCGUAUCCUACGGUGUGCGUGAGCGACGAUUCCGUCCUCGACGAAAAAAUCGCUGCUUACUUGCGCCGCGCACUGCUCACCGUCUUGAAGCUCGAUGGCUCAACCCAGGGACUUGAGGAAUUGAAAGCCGCCAAGGAGUGGACCGGCAUCAUGGGGUAUUCUAGAGAUGAUCAUCCGUGGGUUGGAAAAGUUCCUGGUAAGGAAGGAUUGUGGUUGUGUGGGGGGUAUACGGGACAUGGUAUGCCUAAUGGGACGCUUUGCGGUAGGGCGAUUGCGAAGCUGGUUCUCGGAAACCGUGAGGGGAAGGAGCUGGAUGAGAUGCAGGCGGAGAUGGUGGGUAAGGCUGAGUUGCCUGCAAGUUACUUGAUCACUGAAGAAAGGAUCGAGAAGGCGAGGUUGUUCCCAAUUGUUGAGCGUCAAAACGAUCCCGUCAUCGUAUAG
This is a messenger RNA of Periconia digitata, 1449 nucleotides long. The record is from the annotation of a GenBank genome assembly. Lineage: Eukaryota; Fungi; Ascomycota; Dothideomycetes; Pleosporales; Periconiaceae.